AUGAAAUAUGAAAUAUGAAAGAGGCCUUGCUGGUGAAGAAAGAAAUGAGCAAUAUCCUGUUCCUACUAGGCACAUGCGAAUUCCUCCACAUCUAGGGCUGAUCUUGAAUUCUUCAUCUUGAGAAUGACUACGAGACCCUGCGACUACUGUGGCCACUCCACAGCGCUUCUCUACUGCAGAGCCGAUUCAGCCAAACUCUGCUUCUCCUGCGACCGCGAAGUUCACUCCACCAACCAGCUCUUCUCCAAGCACACGCGCACGCUCCUCUGCGACGCAUGCGAUCACUCCCCUGCCACCAUACUCUGUUCCACCGAAGCCUCUGUUCUCUGCCAGAACUGCGACUGGGAGACCCACAACCCCUCUCUCUCUUCCCUCCACCAGCGCGGCCCCCUUGAACCCUUCACCGGCUGCCCCUCCGUCUCCGAGCUCUUGUCCAUCCUCGCCUUUCGCGAUGUCACCAAAAAAACUCUGCUUUCUCCGCCCCACGCAACUCCUGCUGAUGCCUCCUUCUCCUCUGAGAUCGAAGGCUUUUCUGAUUUCUUUGUUUGGGACGCUCCUUCUGUUGUUACCAUCGACGAUUUGAUUUCUUCUUCCGCUUCUUCCCACACCUUUCAGGCCAUGGAGGUUCCUCCUCUGCCCAAGAAUCGAAAGGCUGCUUGUGGGCAACACAGAGAAGAGAUUCUAAGUCAGCUUCGUGAAUUGGCCAAGUCUGAGCCUUUGGACCUUGAGCAGUAUGUGCCAUCUGAGAACUUGUCCUCGGGUUUUGAACGCGAUGUGGAGCCUGAUAUCUUUCCUUCUCAUGAGUGGCAUAGAGAAAGCACUGAGCCUAUGUAUCAGGUUGUUCCUCCUGACACACCAUUGGGAACUUAUACUGAAGAAAUUCCAGUUAAACAUUCUACUUCUGCUGUUGGGGAAACUGACACCCAUGGCAACCAUGGAGGGAAUCCACCCAUUUCUUUCAAGUCUGAAAUCCUACCAACUACUCCCAGAGCUGCGGCAUGUGAGUUAAAUAGCCAAGAAAGAGAUUCUGCAUUAUUACGGUACAAGCAGAAGAAGAAAACAAGAAGAUUUGACAAGCACAUAAGGUAUGAAUCACGAAAAGUUCGGGCUGAAACCAGGGUAAGAGUCAAGGGCCGAUUUGCCAAGAUGGAUCAGGAACACUGAAAUCAUGGGGUGUAUUCUUCGAUUCAGAGCACUAGGAUAAUAUGAAGACUUAUUCUUGCAAUAUAGUUGACAGCAAUGAUUUUAUCAUCCCCUUUGCACCAUAAUACACUGCACCGGAGGAAGACAAAUGGUGCAGUCUUCUGUAAAUCAGAAUUAAAUUUACUGGGAUCGUUGGCCUUGGAUUGUGUUUAGCGAGUAUCUUGUGGACUUAGAUUUUUUUCUCUUGAUUCUCAAAUAUUAAUAAUGAUGAUAAAACUCAACUUGUGAUAGCUUAAGGACUUCUUAAUUGGUUUUGAACAAAUGUUGAACAAUCUAUAGGGGCAACGGAAAGCAAGUUACACUCAACUAAAUUUUGAAUAUUCUGAGAAUGUGUUGUCUGGUAAAGGACAUAAACUAUCAAAUUUGUCAGACCUGUUGUCUGGUAAAUACUGAAGUAUGUGUUGAAGAACAGCAUUAUGUUCUAAUCAUCUAAUGUAGAAAAGCAAUAUAAUUUGUUCCAUUCUUCA
Cajanus cajan (pigeon pea) is the source of this 1670-nucleotide messenger RNA. Its product is annotated as zinc finger protein CONSTANS-LIKE 13. NCBI's taxonomy places the organism in Eukaryota, Viridiplantae, Streptophyta, Magnoliopsida, Fabales, Fabaceae. Gene Ontology annotation, molecular function: zinc ion binding; protein binding. The record is from RefSeq and is a predicted model, not a curated record.